AGACUUAUUGUAGGUUAUUUUACUGAUUUAAAGAUGAUGGACUAUUUCCCUGUUUUAUAUUAGGAUGUUUUAUUAGAUUUAAAUAAUAUUUCCAUAUCUUUCAGUAUCUUUAGAGUAUCCUGUGAGGCAGAUCAAAGUACCCUAUGGUGAGGAGGAGAGCAGCUUCUUGAAGAUUUUGGGGGAAACAUUCCCCCAGAUGAAUACAAAUGUAGAGGCCUUUAAGACAGACAGGAGGAGGCUCGUUCCCCUAUGAAAAAAAAGGAUUGUUGUCAAGACAAUGGAGGACAGAGAUGGUGUGGUUGAAUUGGUGGCUCAACAAUUUGUUCAAGAGAGCAUGCAGGUGGCCUUGGAGCAGUUCAAAUAUCAUCUCAACUCUCUUGGGCUGCUCGAGGCAUUGGGGACCCACCCAGGCAGCUUCCGAGCACUUUUUGUGGACUCCAUAAAGCCUCCCACUGCCAGGGACCUGAUUAAAGUAACCUAUUCCAUACCUGGAUGCAACCGGCGGUGUUUGGAGAACGACACCAUCUGCCACUGGUUCAACUGUCUGGCUGAGGUGCAAGAUGGAGAAUGUCCUCCUCUAACAGUGGCGAUGGUGUUGGAGUUGCUACUGGGGCAACGGUGGUGCCACCCCUUGGGUUUGAGGACACCCUGACCAUUGAAUUCCUCUACACAGCGCGAGGGCGUCUCGCUGGGCUGCAGAAAGAAAAGUACCCAGAGGCAAACACGUGUGCUGUGACACUAAGGCUCCCUCUUCAUAGCACCUACAAUGCCUUUAGAAAAUUCAUGACCUCCGGUAAUGUGAAUUGCCCACAUUUCGGUGUUGCAUAAAAACAUUUUUACGAUACAUAAUUGUAUCUAGUAGCACUAAAUUACAGUAGCAAUUGAGUGUUUGAAAAUGUAACUGCACAUCAACAUUUAAGCAUUUAUCUACUUCCAUCUGUAUUGUUUGUACAGUGCAUUCGGAACGUAUUCAGACCCCUUGACUUUUUCCACAUUUUAUUACGUUAAAGCCUUCUUUAAAAAUGGAUACAAUAAUUUUUUCCCCUCAUCAAUCUACACACAAUACCCCAUAAUGACAAAGCAAAAACAGGUUGACAUUUUUGCAAAUGUAUAAAAAAAAGAAGGAAAUAUUACAUUUAUGACCCUUUACUCAGUACUUUGCUGAAGCACC
This is a messenger RNA of Salmo salar (Atlantic salmon), 1171 nucleotides long. The record is from RefSeq and is a predicted model, not a curated record. Lineage: Eukaryota; Metazoa; Chordata; Actinopteri; Salmoniformes; Salmonidae.